GCACGCCCCCACCGACCGUGGCGAGAAGAGUGCGAAUCGGACGGAGGAGAACCGACCGGAGAUGGCCACGUCCGCCUCGCCCUCCGCCGUCACGGAGUUGCUCCGGGCGGCGCUCCACCGGGUCGGCCAGGCGGCGGAGAGGUGCGGCCGCGGCUCGAGCCGCGUCCGGGUGGUGGCCGUGAGCAAGACGAAGCCCGUCGCCCUCAUCCGCCAGCUCUACGACGCCGGCCACCGCUGCUUCGGCGAGAACUACGUCCAGGAGAUCGUCGACAAGGCCCCUCAGCUUCCGGAGGACAUCGAGUGGCAUUUCAUUGGGAAUUUGCAGAGUAAUAAAGUGAAGCCUCUUCUCGCUGGUGUUCCUAAUCUUGCAGUUUUAGAGAGUGUAGAUGAUGAGAAGAUUGCCAAUCGCCUUGAUAGUGUUGUGGCAAGUGCUGGAAGAAAUCCAUUGAAAGUCUUUAUCCAAGUGAAUACCAGUGGAGAAGAAUCAAAAUCUGGCGUCGAGCCCUCAGGCUGUGUGGAGCUUGCAAAACAUGUGAGCCAGAGCUGCUCAAACCUGGAGUUUUGUGGUCUAAUGACAAUUGGGAACCUGGAUUAUACAUCAACGCCAGAGAACUUUAAGACAUUAGCAAACUGCAGAAGCGAAGUGUGCAAGGCACUUGAAAUACCAGAAGAAAAAUGUGAGCUGUCCAUGGGAAUGUCUGGUGAUUUCGAACAAGCUGUUGAAAUGGGAAGCACAAAUGUAAGGAUUGGAUCCAUCAUAUUUGGUCCAAGGGAAUAUCCUAAGAAAUCAUCAAAUUAGUG
Messenger RNA from Syzygium oleosum, 801 nucleotides. RefSeq lists its product as uncharacterized. The record is from RefSeq and is a predicted model, not a curated record. NCBI's taxonomy places the organism in Eukaryota, Viridiplantae, Streptophyta, Magnoliopsida, Myrtales, Myrtaceae. The coding region runs from base 62 to 799 and encodes 245 amino acids. Gene Ontology annotation, cellular component: intracellular anatomical structure. The transcript is spliced from 7 exons. Gene Ontology annotation, molecular function: pyridoxal phosphate binding.